AACAGGUUAUACUGCUGUUGACACAGAGAUAAAACAGUGGCAGUAAUCUCGAAAGGAACAUACAUAACAUGAUAGAAGUAAAAGCGAAUGGUGUGUCAUUUCCGUGAGAGCUGAUGCAACCUUGGACUCCUGGGCCAUUGAUGGUGGAGGUCUGAGGAGGCUCAAGGCAUGUGUGUUGGUCGCAGGUUUCCAGUCCUCCUGCUCUCUUCGCCUUAUCCAGCCAGACCCCUGGGACCCUCUGAUAGCUGUUUGGUUUUAGCCUUGAUUCUCUGAAGCCUGCACUUGACCCCAGACAAAUGAGUUCUCUUAGCAAAUCCUGCACUUCCGUUCGUUCAACAAAUACUGAGCAGCUCCCCCACAGGGGCCCUAUGGAGGGCCUGGUGGGCAUGCACGUUAGGCUUUUUAUUUUUAACAUUUUCCUCUUAACGUGCUCAUGCAUCUGUCUCUUUCCACAGGGUAGCGAUGGUGCUCGGAGAUCCCCGCUACUGGAUAGCGAUGAGCCCUUGGUGUAUUUCUACGAUGAUGUCAGAACCUUAUAUGAAGGCUUCCAGAGGGGCAUCCAGGUGUCAAAUAAUGGCCCAUGUUUAGGCUCUCGGAAGCCAGACCAACCCUAUGAAUGGCUUUCAUACAAACAGGUUGCAGAGAUAUCCGAGUGUGUGGGCUCAGCACUCAUCCAGAAGGGCUUCAAGCCUGCCCCGGAUCAGUUCAUUGGCAUCUUCGCUCAGAACAGACCCGAGUGGGUGAUCAUUGAACAGGGAUGCUUUGCUUACUCUAUGGUGGUCGUUCCCCUCUAUGAUACCCUUGGAACAGAAGCAAUCACCUACAUAGUCAACAAAGCUGAACUCUCUCUGGUUUUUGUUGACAAGCCAGAGAAGGCCAACCUCUUAUUAGAUGGUAUGGAAAAUAAGUUAACACCAGGCCUUAAAACCAUUGUCCUCAUGGACUCCUAUGGCAUCGAUCUCUUGGAACGAGGCAAAAGGUGUGGUGUGGAAAUCACCAGUAUGAAGGCAAUGGAGGACCUGGGAAGAGCCAACAGACAGAGGCCUAAGCCUCCAGCACCUGAAGAUCUUGCGGUCAUUUGUUUCACCAGUGGUACUACAGGCAACCCCAAAGGAGCACUGAUCACUCAUCGAAAUGUAGUGAGCGACUGUUCAGCUUUUGUGAAAGUCACAGAGACAGUUCUUGCCUUGAAUGCCAGUGACACACACAUUUCGUUUUUACCACUUGCACACAUGUAUGAGCAGCUGCUUCAGUGUGUAAUGCUGUGUCAUGGAGCUAAAAUAGGAUUUUUCCAAGGAGAUAUCAGGCUGCUUAUGGAUGACCUCAAGGCACUUCAACCCACAAUCUUUCCUGUGGUCCCCAGACUGCUGAACCGGAUGUUUGACCGAAUUUUUGGGCAGGCAAACACCACGCUGAAGCGAUGGCUGCUGGACUUCGCCUCCAAGAGGAAAGAAGCAGAGCUUCGCAGUGGCAUCGUUAGAAACAAUAGCCUGUGGGACAGACUCAUCUUCCACAAAAUACAGUCGAGCCUGGGAGGAAAAGUCAGGCUGAUGAUCACAGGAGCCGCGCCUGUGUCCGCCACCGUGCUGACGUUUCUGAGAGCAGCGCUCGGCUGUCAGUUUUAUGAAGGCUACGGACAGACCGAGUGCACCGCCGGUUGCUGUCUGACCAUACCUGGGGACUGGACAGCAGGCCAUGUUGGUGCCCCAAUGCCUUGCAACCUUAUAAAACUUGUGGACGUGGAAGAAAUGAACUACUUGGCUUCCAAGGGCGAGGGUGAGGUGUGUGUGAAAGGGCCAAAUGUAUUUAAAGGCUACUUGAAGGACCCAGUGAAAACAGCAGAAGUUCUGGACAAAGACGGCUGGUUACACACGGGGGACAUUGGAAAGUGGCUUCCGAAUGGUACCUUGAAGAUUAUCGACAGGAAAAAGCACAUAUUUAAACUGGCACAGGGAGAAUACAUAGCACCCGAGAAGAUUGAGAAUAUCUACCUGCGAAGUGAACCUAUCGCUCAGGUGUUUGUCCAUGGAGAAAGCUUGCAGGCAUUUCUCAUAGCAAUUGUGGUACCAGAUGUUGAGACAUUAUGUUCCUGGGCCCGAAAGAAAGGAUUUGAAGGCUCCUUUGAGGAACUGUGCAGGAACAAGGACGUCAAAAAAGCCAUCCUGGAAGACAUGGUGAGGCUUGGGAAGGAAUCUGGCCUGAAACCAUUUGAACAGGUCAAAGGCAUUAGUCUCCACACUGAAUUAUUUUCUAUCGACAAUGGCCUCCUGACUCCAACGAUGAAGGCAAAACGGCCCGAGCUUCGGAAUUAUUUCAGGGCACAGAUAGACGAACUUUAUUCCACCAUCAAAGUUUAAUGCCAGGAAGAAACCACACCCCUCCGCAGUCUCCUGCUGAUGGCCUUCACGUUGGUAAUUUUGACUAGAGUGCGCGUAGGAAAGGGAGCGUCCACGUUUGACUUGUGCAUUCGGGGUUCUCGCCAUAGGAAUUUCAGAGGACACGGAACACUGCCUUACGGUCACCUCCUGUUGCAGACCAUGUAUAUGGUGAUACACAGUUUCCAAAAUGAGCCUUAAAAUCGUAAAGGGGAAACGAUCCACGUGCUAAGUUAUUUGAGACUUCCUCUGUUUAAAAAAAAAAAAAAAAGGUGGUGAAAACUUCUGUCUCCCCGUUUUCUAACCAAGGGAUUAGGACUUCGCUAUUUCUGAGACGUCUGCUACUUGCUGCAGAUUCUGCCGCUCUGCAAGGUACAGUGCACUGGAGGGAAGCUGUCCCUUCAAAGCAAGAACUGUUCCAGCUGGAGAACGUGGCAAGCGGGCCAGAGAUUUUUUUAAACCCCUGCCUCCUCGCCUUCCCCACUUCACACACGCCCCGACGAGCCUUCUGCUGUCGGGUCCGGAGCGGCGCGUGCUUCUCAGCAGUCCCUGUUGUCCUGUAGGAGCAAAAGGUUCCCGGGGACGGAGGCAACAGAUCCGACUCAGAACAGCACAGAUGUCGUCUCGGAUGAAUGGGCGCUCACCUGAGCGAGCGGCUUCUGGUGCCCGCGGAGCAGAAUGAUCUCAGACCCUCUUCUCCAGACCCGAUUCCCGUCCCCCACCCCCCACUACUCCCUCCCAGGGGUUAUUAAAAAAUCUGCCUUAGACUCUGCAGUGAAGACAAGCAUUUCAAGAAGGAAAUAAUUACCUGGAUCGCCCAUGCUCAACUGUGACGCCUCAUGAACUGUCCCCUUUAUCAUCGCUGAACCAGUCAUUCUUUGUGAUGGCCAACGGAUUUUUAAUGUGGUUUUCAUAUCAAAAGAUUGUGUUGUGAUUAAGUGGCUUUUUCCACCCCCAAAUAAAUUCUCAGGCAGGGCAUGUCUUUAAACCUAUUAAGGGAAUAGAUAUACUUGGGUACUUAUUGAAAUGGACAGUAAUAAGCAAAUGGUCUUAUAAUGCUACCUGAUUUUUAUGAAAUGUGUUUGACAAGCCAAAAUUCUAGGAGAUAGAAAUCUGGAAAACUCAUUUUCUGGGAUUAACUUCUCAAGGGAUUUUUUUAAAAAAAGAAAAAGUUAAUUUGGGAAUUUAGCUGCAUUUCACUUGACUGCAAGUCUUUGCUACGUGUGACUGAAUUAAGUUGUCAUUUAUACAUUGAAAGCAGCUGGUUUUGGCUUUGUGAGAGUUCCGUGUAUUAUACAAGCACGACGGGGUUGGCACCGAAGAACUGUCAUCAUAGUAACACUAUUUGGUAGCCUAACUUCAUGUGUGUGUUCUUCAUUGCACAAAAAGUCAGUAAUUUGUCACCUUGGGGUUUUGAAUGUUUGCUCUAAGUGUUGGCUAUUUCUAUGUUUUAUAAACCAAAACAGAAUUUCCAAAAACAAUGAAGGAAACCAAAAUAAAUAUUUCUGCAUUUCAAG
Molecule: messenger RNA, 3892 nt
Organism: Leptonychotes weddellii (Weddell seal)
Lineage: Eukaryota; Metazoa; Chordata; Mammalia; Carnivora; Phocidae
Source: RefSeq, a predicted model, not a curated record